Messenger RNA from Rubroshorea leprosula, 1467 nucleotides. Lineage: Eukaryota; Viridiplantae; Streptophyta; Magnoliopsida; Malvales; Dipterocarpaceae. The record is from the annotation of a GenBank genome assembly.
CCCUCUAUAAUGUGUUCACUUCGUAUUUAGUGACGACAAGGAAAUUCUACUUAUGGAGUUUUCUUUCCAGCCAUGGCAUAAAUUCAAGGUAAAGUAAAAAAAUUGGGAAAAAAAUCAUAAAAAGGUUAAAGGGGUGUUUGUUUUGACAUUUUAAAAAUAAUUAUCAAUUGUUGAUUUUAAUAAAAUGAGUUAAAUAUUUUGAAUUAUAAAGUGACAUUAAACUUAGUUUUAAAGUACAUUUGUUUUAUUAUAUUUUUGUAAUACUUUAUUGAAAUAAUAUAAUUUUAAAAUAUUUUUCACCUUAAUACUCUUUAUUUCAAAAUAUCUAUUUUUUUUAUUUUGAUUUAUCGUAAGUUAUCAAUUUUUUAUUUUUUAAAUAAACAAAUAAUUUAUACUUUAACCUUGUCAUUAUUUCUUUAAUUUAAUUAUUUAUCCCAUAAAAAAUGUAUAUUUAUCUUCUUCUUCUUUUUUUUUGUUUGAAUUGGGCAGCGAAGCGCCAGUAUUAGGGGUUUUGCCCCCAUUUAAUUGUUAAAUGUGUACAGUUUAAACUGUUUGAAAUUAUAUAAUAUUUUUUUGUAUUUUUUAAAGCUUGCAAAAAAAAAUAUAUAAAUAUUAUUAAUAAAUUAACAUACUUGUAUAAUUUAUUAAAAACAUUUAAAUAAUUUCACAAAAAAAAUUUCAAUUAUUUUUUUACCUUGGUUGACCUGAAAAUCACUUUUAUGUUAUUUUUUCACCUACUUCUUUUCUUCUUCUUCUUCUUUUUUUUUUUUUUUUCUCAAACUCUAAUCUUGCUCCUGCAAUAACGAUCCUAACUUGUCAAAUUUUGAGAUAAGCCAACAAGUGGCAAGGAAGACUAAAAAUGAAGAAUAAUCUUAAUGGAUCAAAUUAAGAGAGUAAAAGUUUCAUGUUUAACAAAAAUGACAAAAGGGAGAGGAAAAAACAUAAAAAAGCGGGCUGGCAAUCAAGCAGGAAACAGAUCAUCUACCGAAGAAGAGGAAUCCUCAAAACAAUUGGAAGAAGAAAAGGAGGAAAAUAUGCAAACUGGGACUGUCAAUGAGGCAGGCAACAAACGAGGACCAGGACGUCCGUGGCUUCCGCUACUAUCAGCUGAAGUGAUGGAGAUAAAGAGGGAGGAGAAAAGAAAAAAGGAUAGAGAUUAUCGUGCAAAUAAGAAGUGUAAAUUCGUUAGUCUUCAGAAAUUACAAGAACUGGUCAUAAAAUUUUGUGAGAAGCACGAGAUUACUGAAGAGUUCAACGCCUUUUUUGAAAUGCAUGAAGAAAAGGUGUGAUGAUCUUUUGCUUGAGUUUUUUAUCCAAAACUUUUCCUUAUGCAAUAUUAAUUCUAUAUAAAUAUAUACAUGACAAUGAUUAGUAUACCCUCCAAUUCAACACACUGCACAGCACAUCUGGUUUAACCAUCCAAAUUUGUUUUUGGAAGUUUUUCCGUCAUAAAUUUAAAUUUAAAAA